UCUUGACCAUGAACAGACCUUCGGCAACCAAAAAGGAUCACAUAGUGUUGGUCACCCUCACAGAUGCCAAGCGACGUGCUUACUUGGAUGAUCAAAGUCUGGAGAACGAUAUCCGGCUCCUGGACAGCAAGUCGAUGCUGUUGAGGAUGCCGAAGGGUACAGCUAAGCCCGCCAGCUUGGGGGAACCUCCUCGUUACUACCGCCACUUGGAGUUCGACGGCAUUGGCUACGAAUAUGAUGGCCAUAUUAGGAGUGAAGUGGGCGAUUUACUGGGUCAAAUGUUCCGACACCGUCGCCAUGGAAGUCUGCUGCGCAUCUCAUCCCAAAGGAACCACAAUCCCAGUCUCUUAACCCGUCUCUUGGUCACUGAAGUGGACUCUCUGAUGGUCGAAAUGCGCUGUCGCCUGAAAGCAGUUAAUGUGGACUACUUCGAUGUCCGCAAGUUCGAAAUGGUCAACAUGUUGGUGCAACCCACUGCGGUGCCCAAACGCCGAAGGGUUUCACCGAGCGGAAAGAGUGUGUCCAGCACCAAGGAGCUGUCCCAGUGGCUAACUAACGAUCUCACUCUGCUAAGAAGCCGUGCAAUUGGGGAUGACUAUCUGCACUUCGAGUUUGUGUACCGGGAUAGCCUGGUCUUGGAGCACAGGAUUCAUCUUUCGGUGUUUCACAUUUUCGGCAGCGAGAACCGACCAGAUUUGGUGGAGUUCUUCACGAGUUUGCCACGAGGCAGGCAAAGUGGCAGCACUCUGCUGAACGAUUGCCUGAAGGAGUCCUUUGACUUCAAGAGCCCUGCUCCUGCAGUGGUACUGUUCGAGCUGCCCAUAGCUCCUGACUUGAAGGACGCCAGGCGCCAGAUCUUGAAGGUGGCCGAUGUGGCCUAUGGAAGUCUCGAGAAAGCUCGCAAAAUGAUGUCCAAGUCCAAGUGCAAGCCUGCCUCUCAAAGUUCCACUAACCCGAGCAAAAUAAGUAGGUCAUCCGGAGUGCACAGCUCUCUAAGAUCAGUGCCCGAUAUUUCCCUGGCCCACUGGCGUCGUACUGCCAAGUUCUCAGAUGAGGACUACAAUGGACUGGCCCAUUGGUACGGGCGCAUAGACUCCAAGUUCGCAGAGCUGAAACUGGCCAUGGAGCAGCACGUUGUGGAUCUGUACAGGAGGAAGAGUUUGGAUCUGCGAAGCGAAAUAAGAUCAAUACAUCAGGAUCCCAGCGAGGAGACCGACGAAAGUGGUGGCGAUGGAGUGAGACCUCAGAGGACGCACAGAGAUCUUCAUACCUCCAGCAAAGUAUACUCCCAGCUAAAGAAGGAUUUCCAGGAGCUCGAAACUGAAGCGGAGGCCACUACUUACGCCCCAACCCUCAGGGUCUACAUCAGCACCAAGAACUACGAGCUCUCGGAGGCGGAAAAGGUGCUCAAGCAGAGGGAGGUGGAGAACCUGAGACUCGGCUUGAUCCAGUAUAUCGGUGCAUCGGACUCCAGCAUUUCGGGGGACUAGAAGUUUAACUAAAUGUCAUCCCACACUUGUGAUGUCUAGUGAAACUCCUUUUCCCAAGUGCACAAAUAAAUAAAUUCGUUAUCGUUUCUA
Messenger RNA from Drosophila santomea, 1580 nucleotides. RefSeq lists its product as uncharacterized. Bases 9 to 1490 code for a protein of 493 amino acids. The record is from RefSeq and is a predicted model, not a curated record. Lineage: Eukaryota; Metazoa; Arthropoda; Insecta; Diptera; Drosophilidae. The transcript has a single exon.